AUGGCUACAAAUGUGCUUUCUUCUCGUUCAUCAAAUCCACCAGCUGAUGUUUCAACAUUAAAUUCUUAUGGCGCAUUAUCUCAUUCUAAUGAUAUUGAAGUAUUACCAUCAACAACAGUAAUUAAUUCAACAUCGACGCAUAAUAAUGAAUCUGAUUCUACCAUAUCAAAUCAUUAUAAACCUCCGAAAACUCCUUGUUUAAAACCUCAACAAUCUGAAACAAUAUUUGCCAUAUUUUUAUUUACACUUGGUCUUAGUUUAUUAAUCUAUGUUAUUGUUUCAUAUUGGUUUACACAUAGUCAAAUAUCUCCAAUAAUUAUAUUUAUAUGUGGUUUACUUUGUUUUAUACCUGGUUGUUAUUAUUUAAUCGAACAUUAUUCUUUUUUAUUUCAAUGUCAACGAAAUCGUCAUCGACCUUUACAAAUAACCGAUCAAGAUGAAAUUAUUUAA
Molecule: messenger RNA, 450 nt
Organism: Rotaria sp. Silwood2
Lineage: Eukaryota; Metazoa; Rotifera; Eurotatoria; Philodinida; Philodinidae
Source: the annotation of a GenBank genome assembly